Messenger RNA from Liolophura sinensis, 5081 nucleotides. Its product is annotated as sodium/calcium exchanger 3-like. Gene Ontology annotation, biological process: sodium ion transmembrane transport; calcium ion import across plasma membrane; cell communication. The record is from RefSeq and is a predicted model, not a curated record. Gene Ontology annotation, molecular function: calcium:sodium antiporter activity. NCBI's taxonomy places the organism in Eukaryota, Metazoa, Mollusca, Polyplacophora, Chitonida, Chitonidae. Bases 302 to 1363 code for a protein of 353 amino acids. Gene Ontology annotation, cellular component: axon; postsynapse; sarcolemma. The transcript has 10 exons.
CUAACAUACUAAUUAGAUCAUAGAGAAAAGGAUUACAUAAUAUAUUAAAAAUAUUUCCUGUUUUGUAUCUGAUGCAAAACCUUGAAGUAAAUUAACAGUCAAAACCUUGUAUGUAUUUGCAUUUCAGGUCUUCCUGGAAAAUGAAUACAGAAAGAAGAUUGCCAUCCCAAUUCUGAAAGAAAAUCAUGAUAGUGAUGUUGACUUUUACAUCCUGCUGAAAAACCCAGAAGGAGGAGCUGGACUAGGGGACCCCAGUGUGUCAAGGAUCACCAUUAUAGAUGAUGAUGAACCGGGGCAUUUUAUGUUUGAGCAGCCACGCUAUAAUGCUGAUAUGUCAAAAGGUGCUUUGACAGCCACUGUUGUUCGCCAGAAUGGUUGUGAUGGAAAGGUCACUUUGGAGUAUUCUACUAUGGAUGGCACAGCUGUAGGUGGUAAAGAAUUAGGUGAAGGUAUUGACUAUGUGAAAACAAAUGGGGAAAUCACCUUCCAACAUGGAGAGCUAUCAAGGGACAUCACCAUACCAGUAGACCCCAAUUCUAAGGGAUCUAAAAACUUUGUGCUAACUCUGAGAAAUCCUACUGAUGGUGCCAAGAUUGGGGAUGUCAGUGCAGCUAUCUGUAAUAUAAACACAGAUGAGUUAGCAGAGAGAAUAGCUGAUGCAAUUGAAGGUGAAAGCACAGAAGAAGUCAGUUGGCCCGAACAGUUCAAGAACGCCAUGACUGUCGGUGGAGAUGGUGAUGAUGAUGAUGAUGGGCCAUCUGCCUUAGAGUUUUUUCUUCACUUCUGUACAUUCUUUUGGAAGAUCCUGUUUGCAUUUACUCCUCCAACGAAAUACUUGGGCGCCUGGCCAGCUUUUGUCAUUUCAUUGGUAUUCCUGGCAGGUCUGACAGCAGUUGUUGAGCAGCUGGGUCAUUUGUUGGGUUGUGUGAUUGGCCUCAAAACCAGUGUGACAGGUAUCACAAUCAUUGCCUUGGGAACAAGUCUUCCGGAUACCUUCGCUAGUCGCACAGCGGCCAUGCAGGAUGAGUACGCCGAUGCUGCCAUUGGAAAUGUUACAGGAAGUAACAGCGUAAACGUGUUUCUGGGUCUGGGUCUGCAGUGGGUCAUCAGCACAAUGUAUUACCUGGCGAGAGGUGAGACAUACACAGUCUCCACGGGCACUUUAGUGCAGGCUGUCCUCCUGUUCACGUGUUGCGGUAUUAUCUGCAUCAUACUUCUGUGUGUGAGGAGAAAGCUUGUUGGUGGAGAGUUGGGAGGCAAAAAUAAACUGGGCAGAUGGUUCUCGGGGUUAUUGCUGAUUUUCCUGUGGGUGGCCUACAUCAUUGUGUCAAGCUUACGAGCCUAUAAUGUGAUCACUUGGUAGGGAUGUGUUGCCCAAAGAGCAGCUGAGAAGUUACCCAGCUUUAUAAAUAAGUGAACUUCUUAGGAUAAAUAAAACAUGUGGUAUAAACAUUUUGAGAAGCUGAUAAUGAAGAUGUUGAUAUUUUUUAUGUAGCUUGUAGUGGACCAUUUAUCCCACAGAUUGCAUCAGGACCAAUCUAGAGUUGGAUUUUCUCCAGUCCAACUCUCUUUUUCAAGAUCACUGUUUACCCUGUAUUUCUCUAGCUUUGAAGCCCUGGGACAUGUUAAAGAUUGUACAUACAUAUAUGGUUGUGCUGAAUUUUCCCCUCUGAAAGAAACGAAUAUUAUUUCCCAUGCACAUUAUAAGUAGGGUAAGAUGUUUAAACCUUAAAUUGAAUUCAGAAAAAUGCAUUAUUUGUAUUGGCAUGUAAAAACAAAAGAUAGCCCAAGGAAAAUUGUCAUUCUGAGCUUUGGAAAUUCUGUAAAGAAACAACACAAAGACAUUUAGGUACAAACAUAUUUUAAAACAUACAUUGUGUGUCAUGUUUAAUUUUCUGGUGUAGCAUGGUCUGUAAAAUGCUGUAAGUUGGUGUCAUUCAUUGACAGAAUGCACAAUGAUGCGUAGUACACACAUUGCAUAUAAUCACCCAUAUGACAAGCCCAAACAGCACUUCACAGAUUGAUGAACAUUGCACUUACAAGUCUGUGCUUAAUUCUAGAACAGGCCACAUUCCCAAAACAUUGUGAAUCAAAUUUCUGGUAAAUGCUUGUAUAAAUGCCUUCUGGGCUACAGCUCCAUGAAGGACAAGGUUAUUCACAAAAAGUGACCAAAAAAACUAUUGCUGUUUUGUUUUUUCAAGUGGGCUCUGUACUAUACAAUUCACAGCGAGAUAUGUUAGAUGUUUAGCUUCUUAGAUUAUUUAUUUUUAUUUAUACAUGCAACAGAAAAGUACCAGUUGCAGCAAGAAUCAUUUUAUGAAAACAGGUAUUUUCGUUAACUUGGGAUUUUUUUUUGGACAGUACAACUGUUUACAGUUGGAAGUAUUUAAAGUCAUUACAUUGCUCAGUUUUGUCUUUACACACCAGUGUGAUUAUUAAGUCGUCGUAGGUCAAUCAUUUAACAACUUUCUGGUAGAAAGGAGGUGGGUAAGUGAUCAGACAUCAGUCUGUGAAGUGCAUGUUGUUAUAAUAUGGUAUUACCGCACACUCAUACAUCUUUGCUGGGGGUACCUGCUGUGAUUUCGUCUUAUGUUUGAAAUAAAGGGCCCUGUAAUUCAAAUGAAGAACUGGUCCAAAGUUAUUUCUUCGAAGAACAAAAUAGCACAAUCUUAUGUCUGGUUAUAGCAAGAAUGCAGUUCUAAGUUUCAAAAAUAAACUUGGAAUUCUAUGAAAGGCUGUGUGAAUAAUUUGGCUUUUUCUGUUACAAUGCUUCACUCCGUAGAUUCUCUGUUAAUAUUUACAAGUGUAGAACAAAUCAGUUAGGUGUGUACCAUUUGUCAAUCUAGACAAGAAAAGACCCACACAUUGCCACUUGAUAAGUGACUUAAUUCAAUAUUUACCACAUUGUUGCUUGUGAAGUCGUUUCCCUCUGUGAUAUCUUCGUGUUUUUUUUCUUAAUGUAGAAUAUGGCUUAAUAUAGGCUUGUACGCUUAUCCUUUUGUUUUAGUGCUGUGUCGGUAUGAGACAGGUAUCAUCUGGUUGUGUACCAUAGUCAUAAGUGCUCGUGGUAUGGACCAGUCGGGUUUUACCUUAUAGCGAGACACGGCACAUGAGUGAGUGACGUGGUCUUAGUUAUGAACGUUACUUUGGUGACGAACAAGAGUCCCCAAUACCUUAAUGAUUCGCGUUGCCAUGGGUACUCACUUUACCUUCGUGUGUCACCUUACCGCAGUGACUUAUGUUGCUUUUUAUUGACUCGCAUUACGUCAGUUACUCUCGUUACCUUAUAGUGACUUUACCGAAAGUUGCCUUAAUUACCAGAAGAAAUUAGUUUGGUUAAUAGUCCCAAGUACACGUAGUUGAUCUUGCUCAGGUUCUCCCGUUGAGCUCAACAAUCUGGAAAGCCUAAUUCGGAAUUCGGAGGAAUCACAUAGGUCACGCUGUAUUAAGGUAACCGAUUGUAUGCUACUUUCAUUGUUCAUCAUGAUUACACAUUCAGAAUGUGUAUGUGUAGUUCAAAACGUAAUGAGUUAAGAAAGUUUUUAGACCACUUUAUGAUUGGGAAAACGGUUAUUACACCAGAAUGGCCCCAAUGUUACCGCCUGGUACACUGUAGAACAAGGGUUAGGAAUUUGUGUCAAGAUUGCAAAUGGAUGCAGAGUUAAACUUUUAAGAGUUGUUCUUUUAGAAUCGGCGCAACCAUUUCCGCGGCGCGGAUUUUAUCUGAAAUAAGGUUUAAUAUCGCGAGCCUCUUAGAAUCUGUAUUUACGCACUGUAAGAUGUAUUUAUUCUGAGACAGCAAAUUAUUAAUGAGUUAUUGACGGAGACCAACAUUUAAAGGUGUAUUUAGGCACAGUACUAAGUUGCCUGUUUGUACAGAAUGCUGUUUUUCCAUUUGUUAUUCCCCAUGUAUUGUUAUGGUUUAUAAAUAUUAUUUGUGUUAUCCCAUAUGUUGAUAUUUAUAACUCCAUCCUAAGAGAUCCCAUAAUUUACAUCUACACCUACUGUAACUUUUUUUUUUUGGUUGUACAUUUACGAAACUACCCUUCAUGAUUCAUACAGUGUUAAAUAGUGGGAAGUUGACUUCACAAAAUGUAUUUCUAUAAUGAUAGCUCAACAUCACAUGUUGCCAGUCUGCAUGCAGACUCGAGCAGCAGUGAGAUUGUGAAGGAGCGCUUGUCUUAGAUGACACUGGCCAGUUGGUUAUCAUAUACGCUGUGGCGUUCACACUGAACCUGUUUAAACCCACGUUGGUUUAAAAACUUUAUUAGACGAGUUACUGAAGGCAGCAAGUUCUCUUGAUAUGUAGCCAGCGUGGACAAGCAGAGUCAGACACCAAAUUGGAAGCGAACAAUUAUGGUAAAUGUCGGCAGAAUUUUAUUGGUUAUACAAUGUAACAAUACAAGUUCUGGACGGUUACUUGACUAUUACAAUGUUUUAUGAUUAUCAGAAGUAUGAAGGGCAGCUUCUUCGAGACGCAUAAGCAUACCUCCGCCCUGUCUUAUUCCUCGCCCUCGUUUCCACAGUAAUUUAAGGGUGACAUGACGCUGUUUUACAUUGCUGUACUCUGAAUAGUUUUUGUUAACGCCAUACUUGUUUCUAGAUAGAAAGUAAUAUGUGGCUCGAACGAAGAAUUUUUUUUUUUUUUUGGAUGUGUUAAGUUCUACAUGUAUAAUGAAAAUUGUUAUGAUUUAACGAAUACAUAUGGCUUGAAUGUAUCGUAUGCAUGGAUUGAUCUCCCUUGGCUUGGUGAACAAACUGUGACAUACUGUUUGCCUGAACCAAUAGAAUUCGGUGAUCUCAUUUGACAGUAUGCAAGUGAGCCAUCAUAACGUAUAGAGAUGUUCAAACGCCUCCCUAAUUUAUUGCGAUUUUGUUUUACUUUAGUUUUAGUUUAAACGUUUUAUUUAUUAUAGUUUUUUGUACAGAUUUUACAUAAAAAAUGAUUCCUGUGAUAUUGUAGCAGACCCCUUGAUAGUUAAUUUCCGGACACGUUUUGGUUCGUUAUGCGCUGCUGUACAGAUUUAUAGAAGGUAUAUAUCACCUGACUGAGCAAACAAAACCAAAAUAAAGAAUUCUUU